This is a messenger RNA of Paramecium pentaurelia, 620 nucleotides long. Lineage: Eukaryota; Ciliophora; Oligohymenophorea; Peniculida; Parameciidae. The record is from the annotation of a GenBank genome assembly.
AUGAAUUAAGUCAAUUAAGUCCUUCAAAAACCUUAAAUGUACUUAUUAAAUAUAAAGUAGUGAUUAAAAGGUCUUUGACAGUACAAGUUAUGCACUUCCAAAAAGUGAUUAAAUUACUACUAGAUUAUCUGAAAAUUUCUCUAAAUUUGGUGCCACUUAUUCCUAAUUUACAAUUGCUAUAGUUGUUUUGGGUGGAUUAACAAAUUUAGUAUUCUUAAUUAGUGUAGGAUUAAGUAUUGCCUUGUAUAAAUAUUAUAUUAUUCUUAGUUGGUAUAUUGCUUUAAAAAAUGAUGAUCUAUUAGAUUAUAUUCCUAAUUUUGGUUUCCUAUCAACAGAUAAAAAAAAGGUUGUAUUGUUUUUAUGUAAGAUACUUAACAUAAUUUAGUGAAUGUUCUUAUUUUGUAUAUGUUUUGUGGAGAUUCCAUAUUCACUUAUAUAGGAGUUGGGUAAUAAAAUGAUAUUAAAAUAGAUUCCUUAUAUCAUUUCUUCACUCAUUUUUAUUUGUAUCACCAUCAACAGGAGCUUUAAUUGAUGGAUAAUCUAAUCAACAAACAAAUUAGGAUCUAACAUAAUAUGUAAAUUUUAGUAAUAAUAACAAUAUUGAAUUAUAAUAUAAAUGA